GUGACAUAUUUCAGCUGUUGUCGGGUCAACACAACAUAACCUCUCUUCUUUUGAGUUUAGAAAGUAAAUUCAAUAAGAAAUACCUUACUUUCAAGGUCUACAAGUGUCUAGUGACUGGAGAAAUGGUUGUAAUAUCAGUGCUGUAGUCAGAAGUUUAUUAACAUGUAUCCGCAAUCAAAGAAAUGACGUUGUGUGAACUUUAACAUUUAGUGCAAUAGUCAGAAACCUCAUACUAUCUUAUCAUAGUGAUACACAUCAUACUAUCUAUAAUUCUGUAGCUCCACGUACUUUCAAAGUCAGAAAUGUCUUCCGUAACCGACGAUAUUUGCGAUAUGUUGGAUAGCUAUGGAGGAAGAGACAAGGUGGUGCGUUUAGCCUGCUAUUCCCUGAAGCUGUAUGGAUGCCUGCGCGGAGACAAAGGGUGGCAGAAGGCCGGCUCCCAGUUGUCCCAUGCCCGGAUGUUAUUACGUCUGUUUGAUGAUCUGCCAACUCUUAUGGGUACUCUUAGUUAUGGAUUAGGAAAACAUGAGCCAACAUUAACGGAUGCGGCGCUAGGUGUUCUAGCCAAUCUAGUAGACCAACUCUUCCUGCCUGUGGAGAAGGUGCUGUGGUUCCAAGAACUGGGCAUCCUCAAGUUUUCCCCGAAGACAGCUGAGGCCCUAGACACUACCAGCACUGUGCUGUGGGCUGCUGGCCUUUACUUAGGAUUGUUUCAAACACUACAAUCAAUCCAGCGACUGCUAUGGACUCGAGACUGCCUCCAACAAUCUGAAGACAAGUGCUCCGACGCCAAGAAGAAGCUGGACGUGCGAAUCAUGCUGCAGUUCGUGACAGCCGGGAAGCUCUGCCUCGACAUCACGCAGGCCGUCAGCUGCCUGCCCGCAGGGUGGCUGUGGGGGGAGCGGAUAGGAGCCACCAAAGUUGCCGCCAUUGCCACCUCGUCUUCCGUUAUAGGAUUAGUCUUGUAUUUCGCUAAGAAACGGUUACUGAAAUAGGUACUAAAGAUAGACCUAGAAUGACCUAUUAAGAGGUAAGGUUGAGGUUGCGAUGAUUGAUUCCUGCAACAUAUUUUUGCAUUUUAUCCGCCCAUUUAUUUGAUGUCUAGUCUAAUCGUAAAUAUUCCGAUUGGUGCAAAUUGCAUUAGAUUUUGAUAAGGUGCUUGUUACAAAUUGAUCAAGAUUACUUUUUAAUAAGAUUCGGUUGUGUAUUUUGUAAGUAUUAUAGUAUGUGUACUGAAACAAUUAUGAACAGAUAGGAC
Plutella xylostella (diamondback moth) is the source of this 1258-nucleotide messenger RNA. RefSeq names its product peroxisomal membrane protein 11C. The record is from RefSeq and is a predicted model, not a curated record. NCBI's taxonomy places the organism in Eukaryota, Metazoa, Arthropoda, Insecta, Lepidoptera, Plutellidae. Gene Ontology annotation, biological process: peroxisome fission. Gene Ontology annotation, cellular component: peroxisomal membrane.